Molecule: messenger RNA, 1097 nt
Organism: Raphanus sativus (radish)
Lineage: Eukaryota; Viridiplantae; Streptophyta; Magnoliopsida; Brassicales; Brassicaceae
Product: ABC transporter I family member 21
Exons: 6
Coding region: 73-924 (283 amino acids)
Molecular function (GO): ATP hydrolysis activity; ATP binding
Source: RefSeq, a predicted model, not a curated record
ACGGAGGGAAAAUCGUCGUUCACCGAGUAAAAUAACAAAUCACUUCUCUCUCACUGUUUGAUCCUCAAAAAAAUGACGGAGAAAGAUGCGAUGGCGAGAAGCGAGGGUGCGAUUAGGGUUAGCGGAAUGCAGUUUUCGUACGAUGUCCAGGAUCCUAUAUUCUUCGAUUUCAGCCUGGAUCUCCCCGCCGGAUCUCGUUGCCUCUUGGUUGGUGCUAAUGGAUCUGGGAAGACGACAUUGUUGAAGAUUCUAGCAGGAAAGCAUAUGGUCGGAGGGAAGAACAUUGUGCAGGUCCUGAAUCGCUCUGCUUUUCACGACACAGACCUUGUCUGCAGUGGUGACUUGUCUUACCUUGGAGGCUCUUGGAGCAAAACCGCUGGUUCUGCUGGUGAGAUUCCUCUUCAGGGUGAUUUCUCAGCAGAGCAUAUGAUAUUCGGAGUUGAAGGGAUUGAUCCUGAGAGAAGAGAGAAACUGAUUGAUCUUCUUGAUAUCAACCUUAAGUGGCGUAUGCACAAGGUUUCUGAUGGGCAGAGGCGUCGUGUGCAAAUAUGCAUGGGUCUUUUACUUCCCUUCAAGGUACUGUUACUGGAUGAGGUCACUGUUGACCUCGACGUUGUUGCUAGGAUGGAUUUGUUGGAAUUCUUCAAAGAAGAAUGUGAACAGAGAGGAGCUACAAUUGUAUACGCAACGCAUAUUUUCGACGGACUAGAGACAUGGGCUAGUCAUUUGGCCUAUAUCCAUGGAGGAGAGCUGAAGCUCUCUGCUAAACUGAAGGAGAUCAAGGAUUUAGAAACGUCACCGAAUUUGCUCUCUGUGGUUGAGAAUUGGCUUCGGUCUGAAACCAAAGUGGAGAAGAAGACUAAGAAGAAACCUGUUGCUUCCUCUCCUUUUAUGUCAUCUAGACAAAUGGCGUAUUACCGAUGAAAUCUCAACAUCUUUUGAGAGAUCAUCAGUAAGAAUAAGAGUUUUUCACAUUUGCAAUUGUUUUUCUCUAUUACUUUGUUUGCUUUAAUUCUCUCAUUCUAAAUAUAAGUUUAAACUAAGAUGUAACAGACUUAGGUUUGGAUAUAAAUCAGAUAAUACACGCCUUCGCAAUA